AUGGGAUGGGUGCGAAACGCGUCGCCCGAGGUUGAGGCCAUCUCACAGUGGCCUCUGAUCAUCGGGCUCUGUGUGGCUUUGUCGUUUAUGUCCAUCACCGUUGUGUCAUCAAGGUUGUUUAUUCGUCACAAGGCGCGCGGGCUCGCGGCGGACGAUUACUUUGCUGGCCUUUCAAUGUUGUUUGCCUUGGUCUACUCCAUCUUGACUGUGGUUCAAACCCGGUACGGCUUGGGGCUGCCAGUUCUCCUUCGACCAAAAGCCAAUCUUGUCACCUAUACCAGAGUCAAUUUCGCAGGGCGGCCUUUUUACCAACUCGGCAUCAGCUUCUUCAAGAUUGCUCUGCUGAUAAGUUACCUUCGCCUUCUCCAAGGCACAGACCACAAAACAUAUCGUAAAGUGGUCUGGGCCAUCAUAGGAUUUGUAUUCUGCAGCCACUUAGGAUGCACUCUCGCGCUCAUCUUUGCUUGUGAUCCGGUUGACAAGUCAUGGAAUCCGCUCAAGGCAGGCGUUUGCCUCCCUCCAGGUCCUUCGUUUACGGGCUACGCCGUUGUCACGAUUGUUUCAGAUAUCAUCGUCACAUUACUACCCAUCCCGGUUUUGCUGAAGCUCAAUAUCAAGCUCGAGAAGAAGCUGGGCCUAAUUGUCGUCUUUAUCCUCGGCAUUUUCACCACCAUCUGCUCCGUCAUGAGAUAUAGCCAAAUCAACCGCAUUCAGUUCGGCGACGGCAACUCCACCAUGCUCGUUCUCUGGGGCACGAUUGAAUUUAAUGUCGGCAAUGUCGUCUCUUCACUGCCCUUCCUAGCGCCUGUCUUUGUCAAGAAGGCCCGUGGCUACCGCUCAAAACCUACCAGCGGGUACGGCCGUUCGGGAUCGCAUGUCCUUGGAGGCAAAAGUGGCGACCGUUACAAGCUCAGCGAUGUCGGGCGCGACAAGAGCGCGUUCGUUUCGGCGAAUGAUAGGAGCAACAGCGAAGAGAACAUUCUCUCGACGCUGCCGGAGCACUCCAUUGUCAAAUCCAUGACGUAUUCUGUUCAGGUGGACGAUAACGCGGCCGCAACAUCAUCAUCCAGUAAAGCGGCGGGCCGCUUAGAUCUCUAG
Verticillium nonalfalfae is the source of this 1098-nucleotide messenger RNA. RefSeq lists its product as uncharacterized. The coding region runs from base 1 to 1098 and encodes 365 amino acids. The transcript is spliced from 4 exons. NCBI's taxonomy places the organism in Eukaryota, Fungi, Ascomycota, Sordariomycetes, Glomerellales, Plectosphaerellaceae. The record is from RefSeq and is a predicted model, not a curated record.